AAUCGUUAUUGUACCCCUUGAAGUCUUGAAUACUCUUGAUUUACUCAAGAAGGGAACGAGUCCUCUCGCCCAGCGCGCGCGGUCAGCUUCACGAAUUUUAGAGGCUCAAGUUGGCACAAAUCCUCGUAUCCGUGUCCAGCGGGAUGAUGCCUUCGUUCCGUGGGACUGCAUCGAGUUCAAAGACAUGUCAGCUGAUGAUACUAAGGACAAAGCUACGUUACAGUCACUGCACCUCUCUGGUUCUCCAGAGUGGGUUCGGCGCAUGAUGAUCACGUCGCUGAAACUUGUGCUUCAACGAGCGACAAACUCAUAGUCGUUCUUGCUAUCCUUUCCCCUUCUGCUACUCCAGCUCAGGUCUGUCGAACUAAUGCAAUGCCCGAAGUAUCAUCUCCGGUACCCCUUCCAGCUCCGAGUCCACACACUCACAAGUACGAGCCUCGUUUAGCUGGCCUGUUGAUUAGAUACUGGGCUACCCGAGCUGGUAUCACUCUCUUAGAAGUGGAAUCUUCCGCAGCACCACUUGUUCCACCUUCAUCGAACCACCCUCGUAAUCUUGAUGAUGACGAUAGAGGAAAACGACAGGCCGGUCGAGGCAGAUGUCAUUCUCAUACCGCUCAGGGGGGUCUUCCUGUCGCUCGAGGCACCGGGCUAGUGGAGCGCCCUGCUGCCGUUAUGCAAAUGAUGGAAAUGAUCUUUCAGCCUAGCAAGGUCGUCCGCGUUCUUGCUUUGGGCGAGAAACUAGAACCAGACCCAUAAUCCUGAUUAUGCGGCAUCCUUGAGUAGUUCAGUUUAACUCGUGGAUGUUGACUACUGACCAAUACAGUCGAGAUAUGACUGUUCUUCGGUUCCAAGGCUGUUCCAGCUCCGUCUCGAUCAACGACGUCAUGGAAAGUAUUGGAAGCCUCACAGAUCACGCAUAUUCGCUCUGCCUCUCAUUCCUCAGAGCAUGGAUUCUGCAGGAAAUGUUUCCAGGCAUCUUUGUGUGGUCUCUUUGCUUCGAGUGUGCGGUCCUUAUGAAGGUCUAACCACAGCAGUUACGGAACUAGUGUUCAUGAUAACUUUCUCUUGGUUCUCUAUCAUCCUACAAACACUUUGUUUCACUGUCUGCGGACUGUCCGAUGUGCCCCUACUGUGUAUGUUCUAUGUCCUUAUGGUCCCAUUUCUCGAAAUAAACUAUAUAUUCAUUUCCGUGGCGGUUUGAUUCGACAUCUGUUCUUUCGGACUGGUUGCAAGGGGUGAAAGAUAGUUCUUU
Molecule: messenger RNA, 1252 nt
Organism: Suillus fuscotomentosus
Lineage: Eukaryota; Fungi; Basidiomycota; Agaricomycetes; Boletales; Suillaceae
Exons: 2
Coding region: 373-756 (127 amino acids)
Source: RefSeq, a predicted model, not a curated record